UAGCUACAUGAUAUCAUGCACAAUUGUAAAGGUGUUCAUUCUUUUUUCAUAAUGAUGUACAGUACUAUACAUCUUUUCACAUGCACCUUACCACAGAGGAAAAUCAGAGGUGAAGAAAAGGCCAAGAAAAGACUUCAUCUUGAACGAACUGUUACUCACUAAGUUAAACUGAUCUAAUAAUUAGGUGUGCAUUGUAAGGCCUGUCUGAACUGUUCUUAGAUAUUACACAUCAAGUGACCUCAGGAAUAAUUUGUGUUAGUGCUCAGAUGGAUGGUGCUUAUGAUGACUCUUUUUAGUACUCCUUUUAUUUUUCUGUUGAAAGAAGGUGGAAUUAUGACAACUCAAUGCUUAUCACAGGUAUCACUUUAGGGGUGUGCAUGUGAGCCUUCACACUUUAAAAAGCAGUCUCACCCUGUCAAACCUCAGUAAACCUCAACACUUGUCACCACCAACUUCACAAGAUCAUAGACAAGAAACGAAGACAGAAGCAGAAUGAGUGCCACAGUGCUGCAGACCACAGGUUUUGUAUCAGGCACCAUUGGUACAGUUGGAGUUCUUGCUGCCACAGUUAUGGAUGUCUGGUGCACUGACUACCAGGAGGAGAACAAGGCAACUUCAAUCCACCAUCAUAAGGGCCUGUGGAAGGACUGUGAGGUGUCCCAGUCUGGACUCACUGAGUGCCAGCCUCUCUACAGCUACCCGAGCUACUCAAGAAUCCUUCAGGCUAUAAGAGCUCUGAUGAUAGUAGCAAUUUUAGUAGGUGUGAUCGCAGUGUUCAUUGGAUUCUUCUGUCUAAAGUGCCUCAAUAUGAGAUAUAUGGAUCUACUGACCAAGGCCAAACUGAUGCUAAGCGCAGGGAUUUUGUUUAUCAUUGCUGGCAUUUUUGAUAUUUCUGGAUCAUCGGUGUAUGCUGAUCAAAUAGUGCCCAGUUUCAUGAUGACCCAAUACAAUCAAAAGCAAGGAGAGAAGGGAGAAAUACAAUUUGGGAAUGACAUGGGCAUGGGAGGAAUUAAUUCAUUUGCUUCCAGUUACACAUUUGGUCCUGCUCUCUAUGUAGCCUGGGUAGGUGGAGCUUUGUUAAUUUUGGGAGGAAUUUUGAAAUGCAUCGCAUUCAAAACAAUGGAAACGGUCACAUAUUUACAACGCCGCAGCCCAGCGCAGUGGGGCAGAUGAAGAGUGUCACCUCCAGAGAAUGAGAGGAGAACAACAACAAAUUUAAUGAAAGAAAAAAAAUUCUCUCUGUCAGUUAUGGCAGAUGUAAUGCCUUGCAUUGACGAACUGAAGUAAUCUUUUUGGAUUCUGAAGAUAUUUUGAUAAUUGCAGUUAAAAAGUGUUAAGUGAUUUGUUAUGUCUCUAUUGAAAAGUCUUGUUUUGCAUAUUGGUAAA
Messenger RNA from Cyprinus carpio (common carp), 1386 nucleotides. Its product is annotated as claudin-18-like. Gene Ontology annotation, biological process: cell adhesion; bicellular tight junction assembly. NCBI's taxonomy places the organism in Eukaryota, Metazoa, Chordata, Actinopteri, Cypriniformes, Cyprinidae. Gene Ontology annotation, cellular component: plasma membrane; bicellular tight junction. Gene Ontology annotation, molecular function: structural molecule activity. Bases 493 to 1173 code for a protein of 226 amino acids. The transcript is spliced from 5 exons. The record is from RefSeq and is a predicted model, not a curated record.